Molecule: messenger RNA, 1195 nt
Organism: Ectocarpus sp. CCAP 1310/34
Lineage: Eukaryota; Phaeophyceae; Ectocarpales; Ectocarpaceae
Source: the annotation of a GenBank genome assembly
AUGCUCUUGGUCUCGGGAAUGAUGGGCGUGAAGCGGCAAUGCUUGGGCACGCUGAGGUCUCGACGAGAGUCUAGAAUACCGGCGCACUUGGCGACGGUUACAGAGCUGCCUGUCUCGGCCAUGGAUGACCCUAACCCCUUUGUGCCCCCCAGCCAGUACGAGGUGGGAGACGCCCUCGUGCGCGUGAACCACGAGCAGCUCAACCUUCUCAACCACGAGAACGUGGUCCGGGUCCUCAGGGGCCUCCUCCGCACGACCGGGAGCCAAGUCCUCCUCCUGCGCUUCGCCUACGCGGAGGACUCGCCUCGGCUGCUGCGGGCGACGACUUCGCCGCCGCCGCCGCCGCCGUUACCGCCCAAGACACCGGGACCGCGUCCCUCGACCAUGGAAAACCCGCAGUCAGAACCGCGGGUGUCCCAGAGCGAUCUCGACACCGAAGAGGCUUUUCGGUCGGAGUCGUGGCACGGGUCGCGCAAGCCGCCGAGGGCCCGCAAAGGACAGGGACAGGGGCGCGAGAUGGCGCGGUCGGUGUCGCCGCACCGCCGCACCGGCCCGGCCUUGCUACGCUCGCAGUCGCUCGGGGAGGGCGGCCCGCCGGCGGUGGCCGGGCUUGCCCACAAGGGGAGCGGCGCCGAAGCUGGCGACAAGGAAGGGGAACGGGAAGGCUGGGCGGUGGACGGGAUGAGGCCCAGGGGGAAGCGGAGGGGAGUGUUGUGGGGGGAGCCGGAAAUGGGGCUCGCCGGGGGCGACGGCGGCAGCAGGCAUAUCUACCUCGGGGACAUGGGGCACGCGAGGGUCCAGCGGACGCUUCAAGCCAUAGCGGAAGACGUGCAGGUAGGCUGCGGGAGGGGUGUCACGUUUUCUGGAAAUAUAACAAUCACUAAGGAAGACGGCCCCCUUGGAGAUAGUACCGCAGUAGUCGAAGGGGACGUGUUCAAGUGUUUACAAUGAGUCGCCCCGGUGGUCUAGUUGGUAUCCCCGAAACCUUCUAGAGGUCAGGUCAGGGGUUCGAAUCCCGGCGUAAGCGAGCUUUUCUUGCAAAGUGAGUUUUUCUCUCGCUUCCGCUCCUGGCCUAGUGGAUAGCGCUAGUUCGUGUGUACACAGAGGGAAGAGAGCGCUGAACUCUUCUCGCAUUAAAAAUCGAAGGCAAAGUGCCGCAGGAGGGGAGGGUAGAGAGGGGCUCUUCUGUGUGACC